AUGCCCGCCGGCGCCGCCGCCGCCGACUCGCUGAAGCCGAGCGCCUUCGUCCCGGUGUGCACGGCCGCGCUGCUGCUGGUCGGAUCCAGCUCCCUGUUCUUCGUCUUCAUCAUGUGUGUGUGUGUGUGUGUGUUCAGAUGCCCGUGGUUGGCUGUCGCCGUCAGCCCUGCUGUGCCGCCAUGCUGCAUCAUCCUCUUCCUCUUUGUGCUGGCCAACUUCACCAUGGCAACCUUCAUGGAUGCUGGUGUCCUCCCAAUUGCUAAUGAAGACGAGGACAAAGACGAUGAGUUCCGCGCUCCGCUCUACAAGAACGUGGACGUGAGGGGGGUGCAGGUGCGGAUGAAGUGGUGCGCCUCCUGCCACUUCUACAGACCGCCACGCUGCUCGCACUGCAGCGUCUGCGAUCACUGUGUGGAGGACUUUGAUCAUCACUGUCCCUGGGUGAACAACUGCAUCGGGAGGCGCAACUACCGCUACUUCUUCCUGUUUCUGUUGUCGCUGACAGUUCACAUGAUCUGUAUCUUCACCUUCGGCCUCAUGUACGUCCUGCAACACAAGGAGGAGUUAUGGAAGCUGCACUGCACUGUCGCUUUGGUCGUGAUCAGUAUAUCGGGUCUGUUUCUGAUCCCGGUCCUGGGUCUCUCCGGAUUCCACCUGUACCUGGUGUCCAGAGGACGCACCACAAAUGAACAAGUAACUGGGAAGUUUCAAGGUGGAGUAAACCCCUUCACCCGAGGUUGCUGUAACAACCUGGAGUAUAUGGUUUGCAGUCCUAUCUCUCCAAAGUACACAGCACGGCCUCGCAUGAAGACAGUCGUCCACGUUCAGCCUCCGUUCCUGAGGCCGGGGGUCAACAGGCAGAUGCCAGUGAAAGUCAGAGACAACGGGAUACACAGUCUCCAAAAUAAAAAAACCUCAGCAGAAGCUGUCGAGCUGUCCGACAUCCAGCCCCAAGCAUCAGGUCCCCCCCCUCUGCCCCCCAAACCCGAGCACGGCCUGCUGAAGGGCCAUCAAGCCGCUAUGGAUGAGAUGGGACAUCACACCAAAACCAUCAUUCCUGUAUCAAUUCCCACAAUCCCACAGCUCCGGCCGGUCCUGGAGGCCAUAUCCAGAGGAUCAUCUCCCAUUCAACCAGAGCAGCUGAUGAAGACAUCAGAGCAGCAGGGGAACAGCAGAAGUCCGGACCUCCGCUCUGCGUCCAGGGAAAGCCCACGAGCCAGCCACAGGGGGGGCGUGGCUGUCCACACAAGCACCGCCUCCAGCUCGCUGCAGCUCAACUCGCUGACACUCAACUCCCGCUCUCUCACCCUCCGGCACAGCGGCCGCCACGGUGGCAAAUCCCAUCUACCUGACGGGUUGGGAUCCAAUCCUCCGCUGGGCCUCAUCUCCUCCUCCAGCCUGCUGUCCGGCCACAGCAGCAGCAGCAACAGCAGCCUCUCCUACGACAACGUCAUCAGCCCUGCGGACCCUCAGUUCCUGGCUCAGAGAGCGGCCCCCCCAGUUGGCUACCACGCUCACUUCAUGACCCUGGGCGCAGACGGCACCGUGGUGCAGCGGCACUCUCCUCACGCCUACAGCCCUGUGUUUAUGGGCGUCAACAGACAGUCUCCUCAGCCUCGAGACCCCUCCCCUUCUCUGCAGGGUCUCGCCUCCCGGGACGCCUCGCCCUCCUUCCAGGGUUUCAUACAGAGAGACCCCUCCCCUGGUUUUCAAGGGCUGAUGCCGAGAGACCUUCUCUCCCAAAGCGUGUCAUCCCGAGACGUCCCCCCUCCAGGUCUGGCCAUGAGGGAUUUGACCUCUCACAGUCUUCGGGACAGCCUCCGUGACCUCGGCCCACAGGGUCUGACCAAUCAGAAAUCGGCUGCUCGCUACGACAGCUUCUCAAAAACCAUGAUGGCGUCUAUCCACGAGAGGCGGGAGACGGAGGAGAGGGACAGGAUGCUGCGCCUCCAAGCCAGGUCUCAGGCGCUCUACGGCCAGGACAUGGGGGUCUAUGACAUCCCCAGCAGGCGGAGUCUACCACCGGAAAACAUCCGGCCUCCAGGCUCCCGGGGGCCGACUCCUCCCGCCUACGGCUCCAGGGAGUUCCUGAUGAGCACGGGCAUCCUUGGCUACGGCAUGAGGACCUCACCCCUCUCCAGCUCCUCCACCUCCUCUCUGACUCGAGGCCCCAAAACCUCCAGCUCUCCUCUGCAGAGCAGCAGCAGCAGCAGCCUGCAGAGCAAAGGCCGGUCGUCCUCCCCGGCCUACUGCCCCCCCGACAGACAGACGCACGGCCUCCCCUCCUCCACGGCCACCCUGCCCCGUUUACCCUCCUCCGCCACCUCCUCCUACGCCUCGUAUGCCACCGCGAAGCGAUCCUCACUCACAUACUCCUCGGAGGGGAAGGACUCGGUCACCCUCGGAGCCCUGAAAUGAGAAAAAGAAACGCGUGAAUGAAUCAUCUAUGCAGUCUGUGUUCACAGCUCCAGAAUACUUUGUAAAUAAGAGGCCAAGUGAGACGUUCCUGUGUGGGAGGGCGUGUGAGAAGCAAUUGCACGGUGAGGGAUAAACUUAGACUUGUAAGUUUGACCAAAUGUGAAAGAUGGUGAAUCUCAGGAUAGUUGUGCCUCCUCUUACAAACAGAGCGAGCUCUAUAAUCUCGACAGCAGCAGAAGAGCUGCGCGAAGAAUACAGAUGAACCUCAUCUGUUUGUAUGUGUUUUGAUAUUGCUUUUGUGAAAUAAUAUAAUACCACUUUAUCUAAUUUGUCUCCUCUCCCCCGAA
Messenger RNA from Limanda limanda (common dab), 2765 nucleotides. RefSeq names its product zinc finger DHHC-type palmitoyltransferase 8a (gene zdhhc8a). The record is from RefSeq and is a predicted model, not a curated record. Gene Ontology annotation, molecular function: palmitoyltransferase activity. The transcript is spliced from 10 exons. Gene Ontology annotation, biological process: protein palmitoylation. Lineage: Eukaryota; Metazoa; Chordata; Actinopteri; Pleuronectiformes; Pleuronectidae. Bases 1 to 2418 code for a protein of 805 amino acids.